AUACAAGUACGCGACACAAUAUAAAAACAAGAAGGCAAAAAUUCAAACAAUCAAUAGUAAGAGUGAUGAAUAAAUAAUAAAUAAACAGAUAACACAAUGAAUAAGAGGAGCAAAACGGAGCCAGCAAGCAUAGCGCAAAAGUAAAAAAACAUAAACAAAAAGGCACAAACAAUAAAUAAGAGUAAUAAUAAAUAAUAAAUAAACAGAUAACACAACAAAUAAGAGCCAGUGUGCAUACAGACAGUACAGACAGUAAAAGUACAGGACGCUACGCAGAACGGGGGAGCGAGUUCAGGAUCCUAACAGCCUGGAGUAUGAAGCUGUUUGAGAGUCUGGUGGUGCGGGAGCGCAGGCUUCUGUACCUCUUCCCAGAGGGCAGAAGCUCGAACAAAGAGUGAGCGGGGUGACUCGCAUCACUCACAAUCGUGGUCGCCUUGCGGGUGAGAUGGGAUUUCUUAAGGGCUCUGGAUGUUGUGGGGCUGUCAUGGCUGACACGUCUCUACAACAUCGCGUGGACAUCGGGGACAGUGCCUCUGGAUUGGCAGACUGGGGUGGUGGUUCCCCUCUUUAAGAAGGGGGACCGGAGGGUGUUCCAAUUACAGGGGAAUUACAUUCCUCAGCCUCCCUGGUAAGGUCUAUUCAGGGGUGCUGGAGAGGAGGGUCCGUCGGGAGGUCGAACCUCUGAUUUAGGAGGAACAGUGUGGCUUUCGUCCUGGCCGUGGAACAGUGGACCAGCUCUUCCCGCUCAGCAGGAUCCUCGAGGGUGCAUGGGAGUUCGCCCAACCAGUCCACAUGUGUUUUGUGGACUUGGAGAAGGUGUUCGACCGUGUCCCUCGGGAGGUUCUGUGGGGGGUGCUUCGGGAGUACGGGGUACCGAGCCAACUGAUAAGGGCGGUUUGGUCCCUGUAUCACCGUUGCCAGAGUUUGGUCCGCAUUUCCGGCAGUGUCGGAUUCGUUCUCAGUGAGGGUUGGACUCCGCCAAGGCUGCCCUUUGUCACAGAUUCUGUUCAUAAUUUUUAUGGACAGAAUUUCUAGGCGCAGCCGAGGUGUUGAGGGUGUCCGGUUUGUGGACCUCAGCAUCGCGUCUCUGCUUUUUGCAGACGACGUGGUGCUGUUGGAUUCUUCAGGCCGUGAUCUCCAGCUCUCACUGGAGCGGUUCGCAGCCGAGUGUGAAGCGGUCGGGAUGAGGGUCAGCACCUCCAAAUCCGAGUCCAUGGUCCUCGAUCGGAAAAGGGUAGAAUGCCCUCUCCGGAUCGGGGAUGAGAUCCUGCCCCAAGUGGAGGAGUUUAAGUAUCUUGGGGUCUUGUUCACGAGUGAGGGGAGGAUGGAGCGCGAGAUCGACAGGCGGAUCGGUGCAGCAUCGGCAGUAAUGCGGACUUUGUACCGGUCGGUCGUGGUAAAGAGAGAGCUGAGCCAAAAGGCAAAGCUCUCAAUUUACCGGUCGAUUUACGCUCGUACCCUCACCUAUGGUCACGAGCUAUGGGUCGUGACCGAAAGAACGAGAUCCCGGAUACAAGCGGCCGAAAUGAGUUUUCUCCGCAGGAUGUCCGGGCUCUCCCUUAGAGAUAGGGUGAGAAGUUCGGUCAUCCGGGAGAGACUCGGAGUAGAGUCGCUGCUCCUCCACGUUGAGAGGAGCCAGAUGAGGUGGCUCGGGCAUCUCAUCAGGAUGCCUCCUGGACGCCUCCCUGGGGAGGUGUUCCGGGCAUGUCCCACCGGUAGGAGACCCCGGGGACUACCCAGGACGCGCUGGAGAGACUAUGUCUCUCAGCUGGCCUGGGAACGCCUUGGGAUCCCCCGGGAUGAGCUAGAUGAAGUGGCUGGGGAGAGGGAAGUCUGGGAGUCCCUCCUGAAGCUGCUGCCCCCGCAACCCGACCCCGGAUAAGCGGAAGAAGAUGGAUGGAUGGAUGGCAGCCAUAACGGAGAGCGCAGCCAGGGUGUUGCAACGAGAUCUGGUGACCGACUUGGACUUUUCUCCAUUUGACGAGCGUCUUCUGGCAACGUGCUCCGCGGAUGAAACGGUGAAACUGUGGCGUUUGUGCGAUCCGGAGCUGCAGCAGCCCCCGGAACCUGAGCUGACUCUGGAAGCCGGGCAAGGACGGCCCGACCUGCUGCUUUUCCACCCGACCUCUUCCAGGCUGCUGGCUGUCGGGGCCGCCAAGCGCCUGCUCCUUUGGGACACGGACCGCCGGCAAGCGCCACUCGCAGUUUUGGAGGAGCAUGCUGAGCAACUACAGAGUCUGAGCUGGAAAAUGGACGGGUCCCUGCUGGCUUCCACAUGCAAGGACAAGAUACUACGAGUGUUUGACCCAAGAGCCCAGCUGAAAGCAGUUCAGAGCGCCGCCUGCCUUCAGAGCCACAAAGAUUCUCGCAUGUUGUGGGCCCAGGAUGACUUUCUGCUGACUACGGGCUUUGAUAAGAUGCGCAACCGAGAGGUGAGGCUUUGGGACGGCAGGAACUUGACUUCUUCUGUGAGGUCUCAGACCUUCGGUGCUUCUGGCGGAACGCUCAUUCCUCUCCUUGAUGCAGACACAAGUUUGCUGGUGCUGGCUGGCAUGGGCGACACAGCGGCGGACUGCUUGGAGUUAUCCACCUCGGAGCCCUUCCUCUCGCAAGUGAGCCACUGCGUAAGUGACCUGGCAACCCGCGGCGUGACUGCAGUGCCCAAGCUGGCGCUGGACGUCAUGUCUUGCGAAGUAAUGAGAGUUCUCCAGCUGACGGACAGCUACAUCGUUCCCAUCAGCUACCAAGUCCCCCGGAAGAAUUGCGGCCACGACUUCCACGCCGACCUCUAUCCCGACACGGUGGGCGUCAGUCCAGCCAUGGCUGCGGCAGAGUGGUGGCGGGGGGGAAACAAGCAGGUCGACAAAGUCAGCCUCCAUCCGGACGAGCGGCCCAGGAAGCAUGGUGGCAGCGGUGAGCGCAAGGACGCGGUUGGCGGGCCUCUGGCCUUCAAUGAGCCUCCUGCCUCCAGUGGGCCUCCUGCCUCCAGCGAGAAACCUGCUCCUCCUCUGAGCACCCCCGACGGCAGCGCGGCCGACUCUUUCUACCCCUCGUCCACCUCGGACUUUGUCCCCUCACCGAGUCCAGGCCAGGCGGCCAAGGGCUUCCACAACUUUCUCGGACCGAGCUCCAAGUUUCGACACAUCCAGGGCGCGGUGCUGCACCGUGACACGCACAUCACCAACGUACGCAACCUCAAUCUGACCACACCGGGCGAGUGCGACGACUUCUGCGUCAAUCACCAGCGUGUGGCCGUGCCCCUCGCCACGUCCGGCGGUCAGAUUGCAGUCUUUGAGCGCUCCCGACCGGGCAAGCUGCCGGACUCCGCUUUGCCCACUAUCCAGAACUCGGUCAAUGUGGCGGACCUUUGCUGGGACCCCUUUGACACACACCGACUCGCUGUGGCUGGCGAGGAUUCCAAAAUCCGAAUAUGGCGGGUACCGGAGCGUGGCCCCCAAGAGACGCUAACUGAGCCCGAAUUGGUCCUGCAAGGCCACACGGAGAAAAUCUACUCCAUCAAGUUCCACCCUUUGGCCAACGACCUCCUGGCGUCCUCGUCUUACGACCUCACCGUGCGACUGUGGAACCUGCGAGAAGGCCGGCAGGUGCAGCUGCUCACCGGACACCGAGAUCAGGUGUUCUGCAUGGCUUGGAGCCCCGAUGGCAAGCUGCUGUCCACUGUCUGCAAAGAUGGUAAAAUUCGCGUCUACGACCCACGCAAGUCGGACGCGCCCUUGCAGGAAGGUCCAGGGCCUGAGGGCCACAGAGGCGCUCGUGUGCUGUGGGUGUGUGAGGGCCGGCACCUGCUGGUGUCUGGAUUUAACAGUCGCAGCGAGCGAGGCCUCUACCUGUACUCAGUCGCCUCGCUAUGCUCCGGAGCGGUGGUCAGCGUCUGUGUGGACGUCUCGCCCUCCACGCUCAUCCCCUUCUACGACCCGGACACCAGGCUGCUUUUCCUCAGUGGGAAGGGGGACACUCGGGUGCGCAUUUACCAGCUGCUCCCCGAGGAGCCCUACUUUGUGGAGUGCACCGCAUUUAACAGUGCCGAGCCACACAAGGGCUUGGCCUUCCUCCCCAAGAGCGAAUGUAACGUGCGCGAGGUGGAGAUAGCCGCGGCCCUGAUGCUCACCAAGACCACCGUGGAACCAGUGGUCUUCAAGGUGCCCAGAGUCAGGAAAGAGUUUUUCCAGGACGACUUGUACCCAGACACGCCAGCGUGCUGGGAGCCGGCGCUGAGCGCCUCAGCCUGGCUCAGCGGCUCCGACGGCCGGCACAGGAAGAUCAGCAUGCGGCCCCCUGACAUGGCACCAGUCAGCCAAGCCCCCAAAGAGGCCCCGGCGAGGAAGCAUAUGCCCUCGGCCUUCUACCUGGAGCAGAAGAGUGACGAGCAGAAGAAAGAGGAGCUCCUGGUGGCCAUGGUGGCCAAGCUGGGAAACAUGGAUGAGCCCUUGCCACAGGACUCCUUUCAGGGGGUCGACGACGACGAGUGGGAUGAUUAAAAACGCUCUGACCCACGACAGAGGACUCUCAAGUCCGCUCUCUGCCCUCCGGCGUCACGCCAAAGAAUCUGACCGAUGGUUUUUGUGUCCAUCCUUUGAAAUGUUCAUAUUUUUUUCUUCACUGUAUGAUGUUACCAGUUAGCUAGAAGUUUGAAUGUGUCUCGGCGGUGCAGUGGUCUCAGAGGUUGGGGGUUCGAUUCCCCGGCUGUUGUGUCCUUCAGCAACAUGUUGUAGCCCCACUCACUCGUGAUGCUGCAUCGUCAUGAGGAAGUCGGUAGGAAGCACUCGACAAGGGGCAGACCAUUUACCAUGGAAACAUUUGGGACUUCAUCUGGCUUUUGGGUUGCUUUGACUCAAGUAGAAAAUGAUCUUCAAAAGAUAAAUGUCACAACGAGAACCAGUUGCAAAUUUCUGUUGGUGUCGUUUGCAUCAUGGGUCUUUUCAGCGAAUAUACCGUUUUUUUCCGUGUAUAGUGCGCAAAAUUUAACUAAUUUAUUGUCCUAAAAUCUGGGGUGCGCAUUAUACAUGGGUACAAUUUUUUUUUUUUUUUUUAAUUUUUUUCUUUUUUUAUUUAUUUUAAAGAAAGUCAUGGUACAACAAAACCAACAACAGGACUGAUCGACAAAGUCGUGGAACAAAAAGACAGGGUGACAUUACCAAAGACAGGAACAGAAACCAAACAGACAUCAUGACAGUAACACAUGCAAUGAUCCGACGGUGAGCGAGGGGCAGACAGGACUUAAAUACAAAACACGUUACAUCGAUUGAGGUGACACAGGAAGAGAGGGGCGACGCGAACAGAAACUAUGGCAACCUAGACACAUAGCAAAACUGGGGACGAGACAUGACAAAUCUCCCUCGAAAUAAAACUUGAAAUCACCUUUCUUCUUGUUUGUUGUCAAUCGCGCAUCGCAUUCAGCCAUCCUGCCCAACACACUUAGUAAAAUUCAUAAUUGACGACACAUCGUUUGAUGCGAUGGUGCAAUCCUUGAUGGUGUGUUAUUGUCAAAUAUUGUUUGUUUUUUAAUCUCCAUCGCGGACCGGACGUCAUACGGAGGCCGCCAUUACAGAUGCGCAGAACGAAUGCGCAAGACACGUCAGCUAUAUAAAGAGCGAGAGUUCAGUUCUCCACCUAUUAGUUUCAAUUCACAGUUUAAUUUGCAGUUUCAAUCAGCAAAUAACAAAAUGCGUAUUACAGGUAAUAUUUUAUUUCACAACACUUUGCCUUGUUCCUUUGGUCUCUGCUGUUCAUCCUAAAACACAAAGGCGCUCUUUAAGCAAUGCGACAGUGAGCGCAUGUGUUACUGUCAUUCUGUUCCUGUCUUUGGUAAUGUCACCCUGUCUUUUUGUUCCACGACUUUGUCGGUCAGUCCUGUUGUUGGUUUUGUUGUACCAUGACUUUCUUUAAAAAAAAAAAAAAAAAAAAAAAAGAAAGAAAAAUUAAAAAAAAAAAUUAAACAUUUUUUUUGUACCCAUGUAUAAUACGCACCCCAGAUUUUAGGACAAUAAAUUAGUUAAAUAUUGCGCACUAUACACGGAAAAAAACGGUAAUAUUUUAUUUCACAACACUUUGCCUUGUUCCUUUCGUCUCUGCUGUUCACUUCAAACACGCUCCAUACGACCGCAAUGCUCUCGUAUCAGACGCUUCCUCAAUCCCCUGCUCGUUUGCUUUCACAAUGUACCCUACACAAAUCCGAAACAUUUGUUGCGGCUCCGAGUCACGACGAGGGGCAAGUUUUGGUUUCCAAGGGUGUUUUUAUUCCUCUUCAACGUCUCUCCCAUACAGAGCCGCCUUUUUCACGUCCGCACGCCUUUUUCACAUGCGCGCACGGUGGUGCGUUUACGGGCAGUCGGAGAAAUCAACGGCAACAAAAAAAAUUACAUCCAGCCUAGUUAAGACCAUACCAAAGACUAUAAAAAUGGGACCACUUGCCUCCCUGCGUGUGUGCCGAUCAUUGGGACUUAAAAAAAAAAAAAAAAAAAAAAAAAAAAAUUAAAAAAAAUCCAUAAAAA
Syngnathus typhle (broad-nosed pipefish) is the source of this 6512-nucleotide messenger RNA. RefSeq names its product coronin-7-like. Bases 1893 to 4499 code for a protein of 868 amino acids. The record is from RefSeq and is a predicted model, not a curated record. Gene Ontology annotation, molecular function: protein binding. The transcript has 26 exons. Lineage: Eukaryota; Metazoa; Chordata; Actinopteri; Syngnathiformes; Syngnathidae.